Molecule: messenger RNA, 767 nt
Organism: Acanthoscelides obtectus
Lineage: Eukaryota; Metazoa; Arthropoda; Insecta; Coleoptera; Chrysomelidae
Source: the annotation of a GenBank genome assembly
AAUUUUGAGGUUAAGGUUAUAUAAGGUUUGAAAAUAAAACUAUUUUAUUAAGAUCAAGUUUUAAUACCGUUGAAGUAGAAAAAAAAUGUCACAGUAUCGGUCAAGAGUGUUGGAAACCUUCAAAAAACUCCACAAAACUCGCAAAAGGGUAUUUAAAGGCGACGAAAGAGCCCUUCAAGAAGCUCGAAAACAGAUUAACGGAGAAUAUAGGAAAUUCCAGAAUACAACAAAUCUAAGAGGAAUAGAAGAAUUAAUAGAAUAUGCAGAGCAAGUAGAGAAGGAGUUGAGGACCUGCGUUAUACAGGCUAAGGAGAUAGCACCUGGGAAAUUCCAAGCUGAAAUCACUAGUGAUACCUUAAAAAUUGACAAUGUACCAUAUAAAGAGCAAUGUUGUGGUGGUAGUUGUGGCAAAAAUUGUAUCGAUUUGAAGAAAGAAUGUGAACCGAUCUGAUCAUAAUCAAUUUUUGAGCAACUCUUUUGAUUGAACAUUACCUAUGUCCUGUUAGCCUAUGAUUUUAUUAUAUACAUGUUACCAAAAUAGACCAAGGAACCUUUUGAUAACUUGAAUUCACAACACAUGAGGAUGUAGGCUGUGACAAUUCCAAUAUAUGUAUAAACAAUGCUCAUGAUCGCACUGCCAAAAAACUAGAUUAAAGUCUGCUGCUUUUCAAAUCUAUAAAAAUUUCAUAUCAACGUUUGGCUUCUAUUGAUCUUUAUUGUAUAAUAUGAAUACUGUAAGUCUAUGAAUAAAGUGAUUGAACUGGAAA